AUUCUUUCUUUUCAAUAUACCAUGGAAAUCUUUCAUGUCACUAAGAAUAUGAUGGUACAUAGUUUCAAGAGAUUCAUCACACCAUUCUUUGUUGUAAUUUUCAUAGCACUUCCUGUUUUUCUCAUUGUUAACUUCAUGUACUCAAACUCAAGCUUCUCUCUCUUUGAGGGGUUAACAAAAGACCAUGUCAAAGGUGCUAGGGAAAAUUGAAAAUGGUACUACAACAACAGAAGGAAGAUCAGCUACAACCAUAGGUUUGAAGAAUGAGUCAAUUACAAGUUCCACAACAAAUGAUUCAACUAUGCAUGCUGUAAUCCAUGAUGAUUACAAAGAGAAAUUUCUUGAUGGACUUUUAGCUUCUGAAUUUGAUGAAACAUCAUGCAUAAGCAGGUUACAAUCCCAUUUAUACCGCAAAUCUUCGCCUCAUAAACCUUCUUCGUAUUUGAUAUCGAAACUACGCAACUACGAAGAAAUUCAUACAAGGUGUGGACCUAAUGGUAAAGCUUACAACACAAUCAUGGCCAAGAUUCUUCAUUCUAAGAACAUUAAGGUUGAUGAUGCUUCAACGUGCAAAUACCUUAUUUGGACCCCGGCUAAUGGUUUAGGGAACCAAAUGGUUAGCAUAGCUGCAACAUUUCUUUAUGCUCUUCUCACAAACCGCACGAUGCUCGUACGAUUCAGGAAAGACAAACAAGGUCUAUUUUGUGAACCAUUUCUAAAUUUGACUUGGUUGUUACCAGAAAAAUCUCCUUUUUGGAAUCAAGAUCAUGUUGAAACAUAUCAAAGUGUGAUAGAGAAGGAAAAAGCUAACAAAAAUUCAAAAGUGGAUUUUCCAUCAUCACUAUUUCUCAAUCUACAAUACCAAGCAAAUUUUCAUGAGAAAUUCUUUCACUGUGAUGAUAGUCAAGCUCUUCUCAUCAAAGUUCCUUUGUUGAUUUUGCAAUCAGAUCAAUAUUUUAUACCUUCUCUUUUCAUGACACCUUUUUUCAACAAGGAAGUUGAAGCAAUGUUCGUCGAAAAAGACAUGGCUUUUCACCAUCUGGGACGAUACCUUUUCCAUCCUUCGAAUUCGGCGUGGAGACUAAUCACAAAUUUCUAUCAAGCACACUUGGCUAAAGCAGAUGAGAAAAUAGGCCUUCAAAUAAGAGUGUUUAAUCCUAUUUCAACUCCACAAGAGGUAAUUAUGAAUCUAGUUUUAAAUUGCACUAUACACAACAAAUUACUUCCAAAAGUAAUUGAUAUGAAAAAUUCAAUGUCUACUUCAAGUGACAAAAACAAGACGAUUACGAAAGCUGUUCUUGUGGCGUCUUUAUAUCCAGAAUAUGGUGAGAAUUUAAAGACGAUGUAUAUGAAUAAACCAACGGAUACCGGGGAAGUAAUAGAGGUUUAUCAACCAAGUGGUGAAGAGAAACAAAAAUUCAAUGAUAAUAAGCAUAAUAUGAAGGCUUGGGUUGAUAUGUAUCUACUAAGUUUAUCUGAUGUGUUGGUGACUACUUCUUUGUCUACAUUUGGAUAUGUUGCUCAAGGUUUGGGAAAUUUGAAGCCAUGGCUUCUAUACAAGCUUACAAAUAAUGAGACUCAUUUUCCAGCUUGUGUAAGAGAGUUUUCAAUGGAGCCUUGUUAUCAUGCUCCUUGAUGACACCUCAUCAUUA
Messenger RNA from Trifolium pratense (red clover), 1652 nucleotides. RefSeq names its product galactoside 2-alpha-L-fucosyltransferase-like. Gene Ontology annotation, biological process: xyloglucan biosynthetic process; cell wall biogenesis. Lineage: Eukaryota; Viridiplantae; Streptophyta; Magnoliopsida; Fabales; Fabaceae. The coding region runs from base 185 to 1636 and encodes 483 amino acids. The record is from RefSeq and is a predicted model, not a curated record. Gene Ontology annotation, molecular function: galactoside 2-alpha-L-fucosyltransferase activity. Gene Ontology annotation, cellular component: membrane; Golgi apparatus. The transcript is spliced from 3 exons.